Messenger RNA from Cucumis melo (muskmelon), 2383 nucleotides. RefSeq lists its product as uncharacterized. The record is from RefSeq and is a predicted model, not a curated record. The coding region runs from base 806 to 2032 and encodes 408 amino acids. NCBI's taxonomy places the organism in Eukaryota, Viridiplantae, Streptophyta, Magnoliopsida, Cucurbitales, Cucurbitaceae. The transcript is spliced from 8 exons. Gene Ontology annotation, molecular function: alpha-1,3-mannosyltransferase activity; GDP-Man:Man(1)GlcNAc(2)-PP-Dol alpha-1,3-mannosyltransferase activity.
AUUAUCAAACAUAGUGUAAAAAUACACAAAAAGAAAUGGAAAACAAGGAAAUGUUUGUAAACGUGCCUAAAAAGUAAAAAGUAUAGAGUAAAAAAUUUAUAAUUGAUAAAAUUGUGGUAAUUGAUGGGUUUCCUUACGGGUUCUUUUCCUUUUCAUUAUUCCACACGUUCAUUUCUCCUCAUCUCUUCAAUUGUUGAACUUGCCAGCUCUCCAUCCCUUUCUUCCCCAUCACCUUCAAAUCCGUUUUUGGUUCAAGUUUGAAGAACAAGAACCCAUCCUCCAUUAACUUAAAUGAUAUGUUUCAUAUGUUACACUCCAUCAAGUCAGAGUUGGGGAGGGAUUUACAUGUGAAGACAACAAUUCCAUUGAUAUAAUCAUAUUGGAAUUAGAGUCUAAAAUUAGAAUUAAAAAUCUCCGCCACCACCAUUGUUGUCCUCGAACAAACAAUUUGAAAAAAGAAGCAAAUAUUCUUCAUCUUCCUCCAUAGCCAUUACGCUCACCAAAGUCGAGUGACCGUAAACGGAGACGGAGUUGAAAACGAAAACAUCGGAGAAGGAAGAUGGAGAGAGAGACACAUCAGAGAAGGGAGAAGGAAAAUGAAAAGAGAGAGAGAGACAUCGGGGAGUUUGAGAUAAACCUAAUCACCAAUUAUGUUAGUCUGUGGGCCUGAAACAUUUUUCUUUCUUUGGGCCGAAAGUGAAAAGGUUGAAGGCCCACUAACGGAAAACUCCCGAUCGGCAGAAGUUCCCAGGGAUCUUCUUCUCUCUUCCGACCUCCUUUUCGCAACGCUGAAGUGGAAAAAACUAUGGAAGCACAAAGGCGAACGAAGAUGAGGAUCGCUAUAAUCCACCCAGACCUUGGUAUAGGCGGAGCUGAGAGAUUGAUUGUAGAUGCUGCUGUUGAACUUGCUUCCCAUGGACACAGCGUCCAUAUUUUUACAUCACACCACGACAAAAAUCGGUGCUUUGAGGAGACCCUUGCUGGAGCGUUUCCAGUUACUGUGUAUGGUGAUUUCCUACCUCGCCACAUCUUUUACCGCCUUCAUGCCGUUUGUGCAUACCUACGGUGUAUUUUUGUCACUCUUUGCAUGCUGUUCAUGUGGCCAUCGUUUGAUGUCGUACUAGCAGAUCAGGUCUCUGUUGUUGUUCCAAUACUUAAACUGAAAAGGUCAUCAAAGGUUGUAUUUUAUUGUCAUUUUCCGGAUCUCUUACUGGCCAAGCACACGACAAUUUUGAGGAGGCUGUAUAGAAAACCCAUAGACUUAAUUGAAGAACUGACAACCGGAAUGGCAGAUCUGAUAUUAGUUAAUAGCAAAUUUACUGCAUCCACUUUUGCCAAGACAUUCAAACAUCUUGAUGCACGAGGAGUUCGACCUGCUGUUCUCUAUCCAGCGGUUAAUGUAGAUCAGUUUGACGAGCCCCAUUCUUCUAAGUUGAGUUUUCUUUCUAUCAACCGUUUUGAAAGGAAGAAAAACAUUGAAUUAGCUAUCUCAGCCUUUGCCAAGCUUGGGACGCUUGAAGGAGGCACUCUUCAAGAUUACAAUGUAGCUGAUGUUUCCUUGGUCAUUGCUGGAGGCUUUGAUAAACGGCUAAGAGAGAAUGUUGAAUACUUGGAGGAGCUCAAGAAUUUAGCUGAAAGAGAAGGUGUAUCAGAACGUGUUACCUUCAUCACAUCCUGCUCAACACUUGAAAGAAACGCUCUUCUUUCCCAAUGCCUAUGUGUUCUCUACACGCCAAAGGAUGAGCAUUUUGGCAUUGUUCCUUUGGAAGCCAUGGCAGCUUACAAGCCAGUUAUUGCAUGUAACAGUGGGGGUCCAGUUGAGACCAUAAAACAUGGCACCACAGGAUUUCUUUGUUCGCCUAAUUCUCAAGAGUUCUCUGUGGCAAUGGCAAAACUCGUUCAGGAUCCUGCUAUGGCAGCAAGAAUGGGUAGGGAAGCCCGUCAACACAUUGUUAAAUCUUUCUCUACAAAGAUAUUUGGUCAGCAACUGAAUCAAUACAUUGUGGAUGUCGCUCGACUUAAGAGAGACUGAAACGGAAGAUGAAUUUAGUAUCAAGUCGAUUCACCAUUAGAUGCUGCACAACUCUUUGAACCCUAACUUAUGGAUAUUUUGUAUAUUGGUAAAAUCAGGAACACAGUUUACACAUACUGCUUCGUUCUCUCUAUAUAUAUAUAUAUAUUGAGCACUUGUUUGGUCUCUCAGUUGAAGAUGUGAAUUAGAGCUCAUUUGAGUUUGAGUUGUUUAGAUAGAGAACUAAUUUACGAGUGUGAUAAUAGUUAACUGAAAGCUUUGGCCGGAGUUAUAGAAGCUUGAGAAUUUUGGUUGAAACAAUUUCUAUUUGCUGAAAAUUUUGAUGGGAAUUCGAAUUUCCUGUUCAGUUUA